Messenger RNA from Branchiostoma belcheri (Belcher's lancelet), 663 nucleotides. RefSeq lists its product as uncharacterized. The coding region runs from base 115 to 663 and encodes 182 amino acids. The transcript is spliced from 5 exons. The record is from RefSeq and is a predicted model, not a curated record. Lineage: Eukaryota; Metazoa; Chordata; Leptocardii; Amphioxiformes; Branchiostomatidae.
GCUAACGAGUAACAAAGAGAAGCCAAGAUGGCGGACAGAAGAAGAAAGUUCACCGCCGUGUUAUUCUGAACCUUUUCUUUUGUUUUACACGACUGACAGACACUACCAGUUAAGAUGGCGGACCGUCUGAACUCCAUCCACAUGAGCUACCCGCCGCCCGCCACGGCCCAGCGUCCCGUACAGCGCUCCAUGAUCAACGGGACAGCCAACGGUGUCGGAUUCCCUGUCAGAGCUAUGGACCCGUCCCAGUUGAAAGCCAGACUAGUGUCCAUGGCACCACAACAGGCUCCCAUCAACACACAAGCUCUGCGUAUGAGAGGACCGACCAAAGCUCAGAUGAACACGCGGGCACAGCCCAUCGCACCCAAGCUGGAACCUUUGGUAUAUCCUGAUUUAUAUUUGCAUGUCAUGAAGAGAGAAAGCCCGAUGUUACAGUCCCACCAGGAGAGAAACCAGCCUGCAUACAUCCACCAGGUAGCGCGACAAGCCUUACUCGCGCAGGGGAAGAUCGUCCCCUCUCCCGUAGCCAAUGGCAAGGCUCGUCCCACAUCGUCUGGCAAGAGACGCAAACUUCACACGGUGGAUCCGUUAGAACCCCCGCCUACGACAACCUCUCCACUGCCCGACCUUCCUGAACACUUACAGCACAAACAGAUAGCUUAG